Coniosporium apollinis CBS 100218 is the source of this 366-nucleotide messenger RNA. RefSeq lists its product as uncharacterized. Gene Ontology annotation, molecular function: heat shock protein binding. Gene Ontology annotation, cellular component: cytoplasm; nucleus. The coding region runs from base 1 to 366 and encodes 121 amino acids. The transcript has a single exon. The record is from RefSeq and is a predicted model, not a curated record. NCBI's taxonomy places the organism in Eukaryota, Fungi, Ascomycota, Dothideomycetes.
AUGGCCAGUAUCACCAUCAUGGACCCGUACUCCAUCCUCGGCAUAUCGAAGCGGGCUACCGACGCGGAGAUCAGGUCCACCUACCUCAAGCUCUCUCGAAAGCACCAUCCCGACAAAGUAAGUGCUGAAGACAAGAUCAAGGCGAUCGAGAGGACAAAGAAGCUUAAUGAAGCAUAUGAUAGGUUGAAACCACAGAAUCGGCAAGCCAUACCGAGCCCUAUCGACUCCGAGGACUGCUUCGAACGCGCUCGACGGAACCAACAGUCUCGUACACAACCAUCACGUGAGCAGAUCUACCAGAAGUGGGAAGCAAACCAGGAGGCUUUUCGUCACGCGCGUCGCCAGACCCAUGACAAGGCCUAUUAG